UCUCUCCCUGGCUCAGGGGGGAAGCUGGGAACCAGGACUCCUGGGUUCCCUCCCUGGCUGUGGGAGCGGCUGGGAGCUGGAAUUCCUGGGUUCUCUCCUUGUGCCGGAGCCAGGGCUGGUGCUGGUAUAACAUUCGGAACCACGCUCCGAAUCGAAUUGGUUCUGCCGGUGUGAACGCUGCACAGCCCCGUCUGACCGCGGACCUCUGCUCUCGUGGCGUAAGCUCGGGCGGGGUCGCACGCCGACCCGCCCAGCGAGGCCCUGGGGCGCCUCCCGAGCUGAGCCCCUCGCAAGCGAAACCGAAACCGAAACGGGGAGCGAAGUCGCUGGAAAAUUCCCCUGCCGAAGCUUCCCGAUCCGUCCAGCCGCCGGAGACUCAACAGAUGAAUAUGAUUUACAGCCCGGUGCAGGGGAUUCAACAUGUAGAAGUUCUGGCUCUGAGCUGAGCUGUGCUUGAAUGCUUCCUCCGCCGUGGUGAGCCACAGUACAUUGGACCCCUUUAACGGCUUCGGACCCCCAUGGCGACCGGAGAGGGAAACGCUGCAGGAAGGAGGAGACGCGCCGGCCAGGGGCUGGGGUGCCGGGGCGCCCAUGGGUGCCAGAGCAGGCAUUUGGGGUGAUCUCACACCCGACGUGAGAGUAGGGGCCGGGAACCCCCGGCACCCAGCGAAGCGUGAGGAGACCGAGGGCAGGACUCUGGCGCCAGGACAGAGACGCACCACGAGCGACUUCACGGGGUCCGCCAGCAGCCCCGCUGCCGCCAGGCCACCUCCCGUCCCCCAGGCCACACCCAUCCCGGCUGCCGGCCCCGGGGCCUCGGCCACCGCCUCUUCCGUAACCACGGCUACGCCCGCCACCACUGCCGUGACCGUGACACCCGUCACCUCCACGGAUACACCCGCCACUGCUGUAACCACAGUGACACCCAUCACUGCCACGAGCACUCCCCGCGUCCUCACAACUACACCCAGUGUUACACCCAUCACCACUUCAGCUACCCCCAAAACAACACCACCACCAACACCUUAUGCUUCACCCCUGGCUGACAUAAUCACCACAGCUACACCUAACACUACACUCGCCACCAACACCGCCACUCCACCAUCGACAACUCCACCCACCACAGCUACAACUGACCCUGCACCCGCCACCGCCACCUUGGCUACCCCCACAACUACACCUGACACUUCACCCCUUACGGACACCACCACCGCUACACCUAACAGUACUCUCUUCACCUCCAUCCCAACUACACCCACCAGAGUUACACCUAACACUACACUCGCCACCAACAUCACAACUACACCAUUGACAACUCCACCUGCCACCUCCACAACUACACCUGACACUUCACCCCUUACUGACACCACCACCACUACACCUAACACUACACUCUUCACCUCCAUCCCAACUACACCCACCACAGUUACACCUGACACUACACCCGCCACCAACACCUCAGCUAUCUCCACAACUACACCAACGGCUGCACCUGACACUCCACCCCUUACUGACAUCACCACCACCCCCACAACUACACCUAACACUACACUCCCCACCAACACCGCCACUACACCAUCGACAACUACACCCACCACAGCUACAACUGACCCUGUGCCCGCCACCACCACCUGGGCUACCCCCACAACUACACCUGACACUUCACCCCUUACUGACACCACCGCCACUACACCUACCACUACACUCGCCACCAACACCGCCACUACGCCAUCGACAACUACACCCACCACAGCUACAACUGACCCUGUGCCCGCCACCGCCACCUUGGCUACCCCCACAACUACACCUGACACUUCACCCCUUACGGACACCACCACCGCUACACCUAACACUACUCUCUUCACCUCCAUCCCAACUACACCCACCACAGUUACACCUGACACUACACCCGCCACCAACACCUCAGCCAUCUCCACAACUACACCAACGGCUGCACCUGACACCCCACCCCUUACUGACAUCAUCACCACCACCACAACUACACCUGACGCUACACCUGUCACCAACACCGCAGCUACACCAUCCACAACUCCACCUGCCAUCUUCACAGCUACACCUGACACUUCACCCCUUACUGACACCAUCGCCACUACACCUAACACUACACUCGCCACCAACACCACCACUACACCAUCGACAGCUACACCCACCACAGCUACAACUGACCCUGUGCCCACCACCGCCACCUUGGCUACCCCCACAACUACACCUGACACUUCACCCCUUAUGGACACCACCACCACUACACCUGACACUACACUCACCGCCUCCAUCCCAACUACACCCACCACAGUUACACCUGACACUACACCCGCCACCAACACCUCAGCUAUCUCCACAACUACACCUAACGCUACACCUGACACCCCACCCCUUACUGACAUCACCACCACCCCCACAACUACACCUGACACUACACCCGCCACCAACACCACAGCUACACCAUCAACAAUUCCACCUGCCACCUUCACAGCUACACCUGAGACUUCACCCCUUACUGACACCACCACCGCUACAUCUACCACCAACACAACUCCUCCAUCGACAACUCCACCUGCCACCUUCACAGCUACACCUGACACUUCACCCCUUACUGACAUCACCACCACCCCCACAACUACACCUAACACUACACCUGCCACCAACACCGCCGCUACACCAUCGACAACUACACCCACCACAGCUACAACUGACCCUGCGCCCGCCACCGCCACCUUGGCUACCCCCACAACUACACCUGACACUUCACCCCUUACGGACACCACCGCCGCUACACCUAACACUACACUCUUCACCUCCAUCCCAACUACACCCACCACAGUUACACCUGACACUACACCCGCCACCAACACCUCAGCUAUCUCCACAACUACACCAACGGCUGCACCUGACACCCCACCCCUUACUGACAUCACCACCACCCCCACAACUACAGCUGACACUACACUCUCCACCAACACCACAGCUACACCAUCGACAACUACACCCACCACCUUCACAGCUACACCUGACACCUCACCCCUUACUGAUACCAUCACCGCUACACCUACCACCAACACAACUCCACCAUUGACAACUCCACCUGCCACCUUCACAGCUACACCUGACACUUCACCCCUUACUGACAUCACCACCACCCCCACAACUACACCUGACACUACACCUGCCACCAACACCGCAGCUACACCAUCCACAACUCCACCUGCCAUCUUCACAGCUACACCUGACACUUCACCCCUUACUGAUACCAUCACCGCUACACCUGACACUACACUCGCCACCAACACCACCACUACACCAUCGACAACUACACCCACCACAGCUACAACUGACCCUGCACCCACCACCGCCAUCUUGGCUACCCCCACAACUACACCUGACACUUCACCCCUUACUGACACCACCGCUGCUACACCUAACACUACUCUCUUCACCUCCAUCCCAACUACACCCACCACAGUUACACCUGACACUACACCUGCCACCAACACCACAGCUACACCAUCGACAACUCCACCUGCCACCUUCACAGCUACACCUGACACUUCACCCCUUACUGAUACCAUCACCGCUACACCUAACACUACACUCGCCACCAACAUCACAACUACACCAUUGACAACUCCACCUGCCACCUCCACAACUACACCUGACCCUUUGCCCCUUACUGACACCACCCCCACUCCCACUACGAGCACAAGCACUGUUGUGUCCUCACCCACCCUAUCCUGGAGCACCACGACAGCAGCGCCCUGCCAGAACGGUGGCACGCCAAAUGGCACCGAGUGCCUCUGCCCGGCUGGCUACUUCGGCCCCCGCUGUGAGUUACCGGACACCAGGUUCUGCCAGAACGGGGGGGUCUGGACCGGGGCAGAAUGCAAAUGCCCCCGCUUCUUCCACGGGCUGCAAUGCGAAUUCGCCGUGGGCACCAUCACACUCGAAGUCGAGGUGAAGGUGACAAUGGCCGUGACGCUGCAGGUGACUAACCGCAAGUUCACCGCUGCCCUGGCGAACGCCUCCUCUCCGGCCUGGCGAGGAUUCAGCACCUUGUUCACACAGCAGAUCAAGCCGGUUUAUAGCCAGAUCCCGGGCUUUCAGGACCUGGAGAUCCUGGAGCUCACGCCGGGCAGUGUCGUGGUGGCCCAUAGGGUGGCCCUGGCCGUCCCCGUCACCGCCCGGCUCAACGCCACGCUGGAGGAUCUGCCCCGGCGGCUGGCGGAAGAGAUCAGGCUGGCGGCCCGCGACCAGGUCGUCUGCACCAGCAACUCGCGUGCUCUGUGUUUCAAUCCUUCCUCCACCAAGGUGACCAGCCGGACGACAGCAGAGUUCAACGGUGCAGAGAUCUGCAGGCAGGCGCUGCCCCCCGAAUUCAGCGCCCACUUCUUCCCCCGCCUGACGCCCGACGGCUUCACCUGCACCUCCCUGUGCACCGGGGGGGUGCCGGGCGCCCUCGGCUGCAACGCAGGGCAGUGCCGGGUGUCCCGUGCCGGCGCCCACUGCCGCUGCCCGGAGAGCGGCCGGUUCUGGUCCCUGGGCGCCAGCUGCCAGGUGCAAAUCGACCGGGUCGGCGGCACCGUCGGCAUCGUCGCCCUCACAGCCUUUGUGCUGCUCAAUGGCGCCCUCCUGCUGACCUACAGAUCAAAGGUCAGGGAGUGCCUACGCUGCCGACGGGGGCGCUGACCUCACCUCCCCCCCGCCUGGCCCCCAGGGGCCAACGGGCCCAGCAGGGGGAGGGGAGCACUGUGCAGCCGACCGAUGCUGACUUGAACCCUGGGCCGGGCCACCCAGCACCACGGUGAGCGGGGGGGAAACGCACAUCGUA
Chelonia mydas (Green sea turtle) is the source of this 4843-nucleotide messenger RNA. RefSeq names its product mucin-2. Lineage: Eukaryota; Metazoa; Chordata; Testudines; Cheloniidae. Bases 592 to 4701 code for a protein of 1369 amino acids. The transcript is spliced from 12 exons. The record is from RefSeq and is a predicted model, not a curated record.